Messenger RNA from Myotis lucifugus (little brown bat), 1853 nucleotides. Its product is annotated as E3 ubiquitin-protein ligase TRIM69-like. The transcript is spliced from 6 exons. The record is from RefSeq and is a predicted model, not a curated record. Bases 327 to 1454 code for a protein of 375 amino acids. NCBI's taxonomy places the organism in Eukaryota, Metazoa, Chordata, Mammalia, Chiroptera, Vespertilionidae.
AUUAACAAAAAUAAAAAAUAGAGCAGAAGGCCUGAGUGAUACUAUGCCUUUGACUGAGGAAUCUGAUUGAUCUUCUAAUUCUUUGUACUUGACUUCUAGAACCCAAAACAAAAAAAGGUAAUAACUAGGAGAACAGAAGUUGAAGGUAAAACUUUCAACUGAUACAUAAAAAAAGUGAGUGGAGGGGGGAUGUACAACAAAACAUAUUUCUUUGGUUGAGUAUUCUUUCUUCUAUCUUGGUUCUCUACUAAAGUUUCAAUGGUGUUGAAAGUAGUAAUAAAUGAUGAUGUUACAAAACUUAUCAGAUCAUUUUCAAAGAAGAGAUUAUGGUGCUUUUACUUUGGCUGCACCAAUUCUCAACUUCUUUAGGAGUGGAGUCCACUAUCCUGGAGUGGAUAGCUAGAAAGAGAACUCAUUUUAACUGCUCUUUUCCAAAGGUGUCUCCCAAAACCUCCUCCAACACUGACCAAGGCAACUACAUUGAAGCAAAUGAUUUGAUCACUCAGAUACCCUCUAAAGUGCAGAUACAAGAUAUUACUAAGGAGCUACACUGUCUACUGUGUAAUGACUGGUUCCGGGAUCCACUUAUGCUAACCUGUGGCCACAACUUCUGCCAGGCCUGUAUUCAAAACUUUUGGAAGCAGCGAACAAAGGAAACAUUCUGUCCUAAGUGUAAGAUGAUGUGUCAACAUGCCAACUGUGCAUUCAACCUUGUACUGGAGAGGCUGGUAGACAAGAUUAAGGACCUACCCUUACUCAAGGGCCAUCCACAGUGCCCAGAACAUGGAGAGAACCUGAAAUUGUUCAGUAAGCCGGAAGGGAAGCUGAUCUGCUUUCAGUGCAAAGAUGCUCGGUUGUCUGGGGGGGAGUCUAAAGAGUUCCUGCAGAUCUCUGAUGCUGUCCAUUUCUUCACGGAGGAGUUUAUCAUCAUUAAGGAUCAACUGGAGGCAACCCUGAAGGAACUUCAGUCCCUGAGGAACAGGCAGAGAGACGCUAUUGCUGCUUACAAGGACAACAAGCUACAUCUGCAGCAGCACAUCUCCGUGGAGUUUCUAAAGCUGCAUCAAUUUCUGCACGGCAAAGAAAAGGACAUUUUAAAUGAGCUUCGGCAAGAAGGGAAAGUCUUGAAUGAGGAAAUGGAGCUGAAUCUGAACCAGCUUCAGGAACAGUAUCUCCUAGUCAAGGAGAUGUUGGUGAGCCUCCAGGCAAGGAUGGAAGAGCAGAACUCCUUCAACUUUCUCAAAGACAUCACACCUUUCUUAGAUAGCUUGGAGAAAGGAAUGAAAGUGCUGACACCCAGGGAGCUUAUCUCCAGAAACCUGAACUUGGGCCUGUACAAAGGUCCCAUCCAGUACAUGAUGUGGAGGGAAAUGCAGUCCAUUAUCUCUCCAGAUACCAAAGAAUUAAGCAGGACAAAAGAACACAAAUGGCAUUUCAAGAACAUAAAAUUCUAAAUAAAAAUAUUUAUAUAAAUACAAAGUUCUAAAAAUAUUUUAUAGAAAACUUUUUCAUUAUUAUUAGUAGUUACUGACUUAAUGAAAAUCACAAAUCUAUCCCUGUUAACAAUUUUUCCAGAUAAUUGACAAUAAAAAAUCAGCUUUACUAAGACAUAAUUAACAUAAAACAAUCAACAUUUAAAAUUUUAUUGAAUUUAUUGGGGUGACAUUGGUUAAUAAAAUUAUGUAGGUUUCAACUGUACAAUUCUAUAAUACAUUUUACUGUAUUCACCACACUAGUCAAGUCUCCUUUCGUCACCAUUUAUUCCCCCUUUAUUCUCUUCUACUUCCCUCAACCCCCAUUUCUCUCUGGUGAUCACCAUACUGUUGUCUGUGCCCAUCAGUAGAUGAGUGGAU